Messenger RNA from Drosophila ananassae, 993 nucleotides. Its product is annotated as high mobility group protein D. Bases 156 to 785 code for a protein of 209 amino acids. Gene Ontology annotation, molecular function: transcription cis-regulatory region binding. The record is from RefSeq and is a predicted model, not a curated record. NCBI's taxonomy places the organism in Eukaryota, Metazoa, Arthropoda, Insecta, Diptera, Drosophilidae. The transcript has 2 exons.
UACCAACAAGGCUGGAGAAGCCUUAAUAUAUUUAGUUUGUUCAGAGAUUUCAUAGAAUCAACACGAAAAUUUUACACUUUUUGAGUUCAUGAGGACAAAAUAGGAAAAACUUUUUCUUAAUUUUUAUUUACGAUCUAAAUUUUUUGGAAUUACAAAUGGCUUCUCCGAAUGGGCCUCCAAAAAAACCCAUGGGUUCGUUUAUGAUUUGGAUGAGCACUUGCGGGCGAAAGAAGAUCAAGGCAGAACAUCCAGACUACAAGGUAACAGAGGUUGCAUCCCUAGGAGGCAAAAUAUGGCAUCAGAUGUCCAAUGAGGACAAGUUUGUGUGGAAGAAGAAGGCUGCUUUGGCAAGGAGCGAUUAUAGUAGUCAGCUUCAGUUAUAUGUGGCAAAGAAUCCACGAUUGAAGGCUAGCGGCGCUAUUUACAAGCGCGGAAGGGCUCGACCACUGCCGAAAGUUUCCAUUAGAAGGAAUUCCAUGUCGGAGCCCGCCAUAGCUGGUCAUUCGUCGACUGUCAUUGAGAGUGCCUAUUGUCAUUCAAAGGAAGAGACCUUUUCCAGUCAGUUUCAGGUAAGUCUGGAAAACAAUCCACAAAUGAAGGCUAGCCUCACUUUUUACAAGCGCGAAAGGACUCGACCACAGCCGAAAGUUUCCAGGACAAGGUAUUCCAUGUCGGAGCCGGCCAUAGCCGGUCGUUCGUCGACUGUCAUUGAGAAUGACCAUUUCCAUUUUAAGGAAGAGACCUGUUCCAGUAGUGGUUACUGCAGUUUUGAAUGCAAGUUUUAAACGUUACGCCCGUUUACUUGUUUAAAUUUUUGUUUCAAAAUCUUGCGUGACAAAUCGGAAAAAUGACCAAUGGGACAAAUACACAAAGACUCUUGUUUCUGUAGCUGUUAAAGACCAUUUUACAAAAUAUUUGAUAUAACGUAAUUUAAUGUUGAAAGUGAAUAUUAAUAUUAAAUAUAUGUUUAGGACUGAUGCAGUAAUUUUAAAA